UAGCUUUUGGUUUGGCAAAUUUGGCAUUGGAUGAUUGUUUUAGGUUGAGUGGUAAUGAGUAAAUGAGUAAUUUAUUUACUUUAAGGAUAAUCUCGUAUGUAUCUUUUGUAUGGUGUAACAAAAUAGAAAUGGAAUUUUGCAUUUGUAUACUUCGUAAAGAAAUACACUAAGACUGAUAAAUCGAAUCUGAAUAGAUAAACGAAACGAACACAAAAUGCUUAAGCAUCGAUCUAGUGUAGUGUUUGUGUGGGCGUGCCUGCUAGCGACGUGCUGGGCACAGCGGGCGGAGCAACUCCUCGCCCAGAACCCCUGCUCCAGCAAGACGAUCUGCAGCGACUGUAUACGCACCGCGUUCUGUGCGUGGUGCUUUGCCCCCGAGUUCAACGGGCCGAGGUGCUUCAACCCGGCAGUAGAGGGUGGCACCGGCGGCUGCGAUGAGGCCUACAUAUUUAACCCCGAUAACCAACGCACUCUCGAUCCUAUGUUUAACAAAGAAUUGACUAGAGCAAGAGGACGAAUCGGGGCAGGCAUGGAGUCUUCGUUCUACGAGGAGUCUUACAGUAGCAGCAGCACCAGCAUCAAGAGCGGCAGCGGGUACAUGGCUGGAGGUGGCGCGGCUUUCGGCGAGAACUUAGUACAAAUCAAACCACAACGAGUCAAUAUGAAAUUAAGAAUGAAUCAAAUGGAAAAGAUGUCGUUCUCGUACGCUCAGGCGCAAGACUACCCUGUAGAUUUAUACUAUCUUAUGGACCUCAGUAGAUCUAUGAAGAACGACAAGGACAAACUGAGUACUCUCGGCAGUUUACUCUCGAGUACGAUGAGGAACAUAACCUCAAACUUCAGGAUCGGCUUUGGAUCGUUCGUCGACAAGCUCGUCAUGCCCUAUGUCUCAACUGUACCCAAAAAUUUGAUCUCCCCGUGUGACGGCUGUGCGGCGCCCUAUGGCUUCAAGAAUCAAAUGUCUCUCAGUAAUGACACAGACUUCUUUGAUAAAGCGGUCGCUGGUGCGGAUGUAUCUGGUAAUCUGGACUCUCCUGAAGGUGGUUUCGACGCCAUCAUGCAGGCUAUCGUCUGUCAGCGGGAAAUCGGAUGGCGCGAAAAAGCGCGUCGUUUACUUGUAUUUUCAACUGACGCGGGCUUCCAUUACGCUGGUGAUGGAAAGCUCGGUGGAAUUGUUCAACCCAAUGAUGGAGAAUGCCACAUGGAAAACAAUUCAUACACACACUCAACCAUACAAGAUUAUCCCAGUAUUUCACAAAUUAAUCUCAAGGUGAAGGAGCACGGCAUCAACGUGAUCUUCGCGGUGACGUCAGAGCAGUUCAAGGUGUACGAGCAGCUCAGCAAGAACAUCCAGGGCUCCAGCAGCGGCGUGCUCAGCGAGGACUCCGACAACGUCGUAGAGUUAGUGCGCGAACAGUACAAUAAAAUAACGUCAACUGUGGAGAUGAAACACACAUCGAGUGACGCCGUGCAGCUCGUCUACUACUCCUCCUGCCUCGGCCCCAAGGGCAACCUUAAGAAGACUAACAAAUGCGAUGGAUUGAAGGUGGGUGAUGUGGUGGAAUUCACUGCGGAGAUAACGCUGAAGGAGUGCCCCAAGGACCCCAGCAAGUGGCGGGAGACGUUUACCAUCUACCCUGUGGGCAUGUCGGAGAGCCUCACCGUCGAGCUGGAGAUGCUGUGCGACUGCCCCUGCGAGCACCCCGGACACCAUGCGUACAGCGAGAGCCCGCUGGUGUGCAGCGGACAGGGCAUAUCGGCGUGCGGCGUGUGCGUGUGCAACGCGGGCCGCUUCGGCAAGGGCUGCGAGUGCUCCGCGCACGGCGGCCCCGCCUGCCAGUGCCCGCUCGACGAGACGCCCUGCCUCGCGCCCAACGGUAAAAGCUGCAGCGGCCACGGGCACUGCGUGUGCGGGCAGUGCGUGUGCGACGUCGACGAGGACCGCCACUACACCGGCAUUUACUGCGAGAAGAGUCCAGCGUUGCCGCGAAAAUGCUUGGAUUUCCAAGAAUGUGUUCUCUGUCAAGUGCACAAGCGAGGACGAUUGUACAAUCCGGAUGAACCGAAAGAGUGUGGCAAAUGUGACUUGGAACCUGUUAUCGAAGAGGGCAGAAUCGAAGCCAAUCAAUCUAUGAACGAGAACCUGUGCAACUACUACGACGACGACCACUGCCUGUACGUGUACGUGUACUCGUACAACGACACCGAGCACCUGCACAUCCGCGCGCAGAAGGACAAAGUCUGCCCCAAGAAGGUCUCUAUCCUGGGCAUCGUGCUGGGUGUGAUAGCGGCGAUCGUGCUGGUGGGCCUGGCGCUGCUGAUGCUGUGGAAGAUGAGUCUAGAAACAAUAUUAAUUGCUUUUGUUCUUUUACAGGGCGAAAACCCGAUUUACAAGCAGGCGACAUCGACUUUCAAAAAUCCUACAUACGCAGGAAAAUAAAGAUCUGUCAGUGAUGUUUCUGAAUAAGGAACUUGGUAAUCUCUGUACAUUUAUCUCAUCUGUAGUAAAUAUUGAACGAAAUGUAAGCCAACAGUAUUCGCUAUAAACAUAUUUUUUAGGAAUUUUUAGAUGUCUGUUAUAAAUAAAAUGCCUUAAAAUUGUGCCUUUUGUACUGAUACCAUAUUUGCAUUAAGAACACAUGUUUGUAUUGUUAGUUAUAUUAUCAAGAAAUGCUUUAUAAUGAUGUUUUAAUCUCAUACGAUGUUUUCUGUACGCUUUUGUACUUAUGUGUGAAUGUUUGUAUGUACUUAUGUGUAGUUUGAUCGCACAUUAGAAGUUAUAUAACGAUAUAUAUGUAGAAGUGAUCCGUAGGUUUGUUCAAUUGAAACCUCGUAUUAUUUAACCUGUUUUAUUAUUUUUUUAUAAUUCUCUUAAACAUCUUUUUCCUCUUAAUGUCUCUCAUCUCAUGUUAAUACUAGUUUAUCAAAAUUUCAAACACCGUAAAAGUAUAUUUAAAAAAAAAACAUGAACCUCCUUGACCCUACAUAUAUGUCAAUAGUAUAUUAAAAUCCCAGAUAAUUGAUAUAUCACUAUAUAAUGCUUUUGUGUAAAAAACUUGUGACUUAUAUACUCUCAGCACUGCCAAGAUAUCGACGAUAUUUAUAAUUUUUCAUCUUUAGAUCGAAAUGUAGUCUGGCCCACUCUAAUUCAUUCACGGAAUUAGUGUUUUUACCUUUUGUCAUACAAAAACAGAUGUUUUAUAAAAAUAUAUUAUUCUUAUAGUAUCUUAUAGCAAUUACUAUCAAUGUGAAUUAAGACUUUUUGUAUUCAAUAUUCUAAACGUUACAAAAAAAUGUCCUGUUUAAAGUGCCUUCCAGAAAUAAUAUGACUUUAAUUAACAAAAAAACACAACUUUUAUAUCAGUUUUUGGGCUAUAUGUAGAUUGUCGAACAAAGAUAUGUAUCGCACAAUAAAUAAAAAAUAUA
Papilio polytes (common Mormon) is the source of this 3426-nucleotide messenger RNA. RefSeq names its product integrin beta-PS (gene mys). Gene Ontology annotation, molecular function: integrin binding. The transcript is spliced from 17 exons. Bases 215 to 2440 code for a protein of 741 amino acids. The record is from RefSeq and is a predicted model, not a curated record. Gene Ontology annotation, biological process: cell adhesion mediated by integrin; integrin-mediated signaling pathway; cell migration. Gene Ontology annotation, cellular component: focal adhesion; cell surface; integrin complex. Lineage: Eukaryota; Metazoa; Arthropoda; Insecta; Lepidoptera; Papilionidae.